Molecule: messenger RNA, 1176 nt
Organism: Cryptomeria japonica (Japanese cedar)
Lineage: Eukaryota; Viridiplantae; Streptophyta; Pinopsida; Cupressales; Cupressaceae
Exons: 1
Coding region: 1-1176 (391 amino acids)
Molecular function (GO): catalytic activity
Source: RefSeq, a predicted model, not a curated record
AUGAAAAUCACAUCCUGGAAUGUCAGGGGUCUAUCAGCCCCUGACAAGAAAUGCUUGGUAAAGCAUUUUUUGAGUAUUCACACUCUUGAUGUGUUACUUUUACAAGAGACCAAGCUUGGUGGAGAUAAAACUAGGCAGUUCAUUAAUUCUUGUUCUAAAUGGGAUGGUUUAUUUCAAGAUGCAAUCGGCAUUGCUAGUGGCCUAGGUGUGGUAUGGAAUCAAGUAAAUGUCGAGGUGUUACCCAUUGCCUCCCAUGAGAAUUGGAUGGCGUGUGAGAUCAAAGGCAUUGGUACAAAUUUUCAUUUUCCAAUUUUUAAUGUAUAUGGCCCGACGAAGACCGAAGAGAAAUUGAAGGUCUGGAGAGAAAUUAUAGUGCCAGCAUCUCUAGUUGAGAAGGAUAAAGCUAUCAUAGUAGGAGAUUUCAAUGCUCUGCUGGAUGUGGAUGAGAAAGAAGGAGGUCUCAGAAAAUGCUCAAAAGUGAUGGAGGAUUUAAGAGAUUUCAUUGAAUACAAUAAGCUUAUCGAUAUUAUUCCGAAAAAUGGUAAAUUUACCUGGACUAACAGAAGGUUGAACUUCUUUAAAAUAUCGGAAAGACUGGAUAGGUUUUUUGCUAGAGAUUGGUGGUUGACAGGGGACUUGUUAUUGGUCACUUGCAUUAUUCCCCAAUGUGGCUCUGAUCAUUUACCAAUUUCUUUAUCAAUCGGGAAGGAGACUCACAAAAAGAGGAGCUACUUCAAAUUCCUCAGUAUGUGGUGGUGUGACCCAGGUUUUAAAGAAAAACUCAAGGUGUGGUGGCUGGAAGGAGACACUUUCAUGGGCACCCCUAGUUUUAGAUUUGUUAAAAGACUUCAAUCAUUAAAACAUAAGAUUAAGGCCUGGAAUAAAUCAAGCUUCAAAAACAUUUUUUCAGAAAAAUUGAGAAUAAAGGAAGAACUUGAAGCGUUAAACCAAAAAGUGAUGUUGGCUGGGAUGAAUAAGGAGGAAUUUCUGCUUGAAAAUAAUUUGAAGGAGGAGUACAAUGAAGUUUUGAAAAGAGAAGAAGUUUUUUGGAGGGAUAAGUCUAGGGAGCUAUGGAUUUCAGAGGGCAACCGUAACACCAAAUUCUUUCAUGCAUCUUCAAAAGCCAGAAGAAUCCAUAAUAAGAUCAAUGCCAUCAAGGAUGAGAAUGGUCACUAG